[Candida] anglica is the source of this 3084-nucleotide messenger RNA. The record is from the annotation of a GenBank genome assembly. Lineage: Eukaryota; Fungi; Ascomycota; Pichiomycetes; Serinales; Debaryomycetaceae.
AUGGCUGCUAAAAAGAAGUCUUCAGGAGCCGCCGCUGUAGCUGCUGCUGCGGCUGCCUCGAAGAAGGACAAGUCCCUCUUUUCUGUGGAUCCUGUGUCCACUCCAGCAUUCGCCAAGGGUUCUGUCAGAAGCUUCGUACUCACUACCGAGCUGCAACCAAAACCAAAGACUAGAUCUCUUAUCUCACAAGAAUACGUGCUUCUUGCUGUGCUUCUUGCUGCAUCUGUCUAUGUCCGUUGUAAGGAUCUCUUAGCUCCAUCCUCGGUUGUGUUCGAUGAAGUUCAUUUUGGUGGAUUUGCUAGAAAGUAUAUCCUUGGUGAAUAUUUCAUGGAUGUUCAUCCACCAUUGGCCAAGAUGUUAUUUGCUGCCGUUGGUGCUGCCGCUGGAUUCAAGGGUGACUUUGAAUUCAAGAAGAUUUCCGAUGAAAUUCCAGGUACCUACUACUAUUAUAUGAGACUUUUCCCAGCUGUUUUGGGUGUUGGUACCAUUUUACUUUGUUACCUCACAUUGAGAUCUUCUGGUUGUCGUCCUAUUGUUUGUUUGGUCACCGCAUCCCUUUUGGCCAUUGAAAAUGCUAACGUGACUCUUUCUCGUUACAUUCUUCUUGAUUCUCCACUUUUAUUCUUCAUUGCUGCUUCCAUUUACGCAUUGAAGAAGUUUGAAGUACAGAAGCCAUUCACCUUAGGUUGGUACAAGGCCUUGAUUGCCUGUGGUAUCUCCUUGGGUCUUGCUGUUUCUUCUAAGUGGGUUGGUCUCUUUACUAUUGCCUGGGUAGGUGUCUCGUGUUUGUACCACCUUUGGUUCAUUGUUGGAGAUUUGACAGUAUCUACCAAAUCAAUUGCUCACCAUUUCAUUGCUAGAGGUGCCAUUCUUUUGGGAAUCCCAAUGACUCUUUACUUGGCCUUUUUCGCUGUCCAUUUCAAGGUCCUUGUUAAUGAAGGUGCUGGUGGUGUCUACAUGACUCCUUCUUUCAAAUCCUCUUUGAUUGGUAACUCCAUUCCAAAGGAUAUUGUUGGAAAUGUUGGUAUUGGUUCUAUUGUUACCCUCCGUCAUUUAGACACUCAAGGUGGUUACUUGCACUCUCAUAACCACUUCUACCCAGCUGGUUCAAAGCAACAACAAAUCACCCUUUAUCCACAUAUUGAUUCCAAUAACAAUUGGAUGAUUGAACUUUACAAUGAAACCGAAAUUUCCCCUGAAUUUGUCCCAUUGACUGAUGGUAUGAAGAUUAGACUUAAGCAUGUUAACACCGGUAGAAGAUUACAUUCCCAUGAUGAAAAGGCCCCAGUUUCUGAACGUGAUUGGCAAAAGGAAGCCUCUUGUUAUGGUUAUGAUGGAUUCCCUGGUGAUGCUAAUGAUGAUUUCACCGUUGAAGUCGUCAAGGAAAGAUCUGAUAAGGAUGCCUUGACUGAAGUUAAGGCUAUUAAGACUGUCUUCCGUUUAAGACAUGCUAUGUCUGGUCAUUAUCUUUUCUCUUCCCCUGUCAAGUUACCAAAGGAUUGGGGUUUUGAACAACAAGAAGUCACUACUGCCUCCCAAGGUGCUAGACAUUUAACCCAUUGGUGCAUUGAAACCAACACCAAUGAAAGAGUUAAUGACACCAUUCGUGAAAUUGUUAACUACCCAACUUUGUCUCUCUGGGAUAAAUUCACCGAAUCCCACAAGAGAAUGUGGCAAAUUAACCAAGGUUUGACUGAACAUCACACUUGGCAAUCCCACCCAACUGAAUGGCCUUUACUUAUGAGAGGUAUCAACUAUUGGGUUAAGGAUAACCGUCAAGUUUACUUGAUUGGUAACGCUGUUGUUUGGUGGUUGAGUACUGCUGGUAUUGUUACUUUCAUUAUUCAUAUUGGUAUUUCCAUUCUUAAGUGGCAAGCAGGUCAAAAGGUUGCCACUGACAAGAAUGUUUACAAUUUCAAUGCUCAAGCUUUCUCCUACGUUGUUGGUUGGUUGUUGCAUUAUGCUCCAUUCUACAUCAUGGGUAGACAAUUGUUUUUGCAUCAUUACAUCCCUGCCGCAUACUUUGGAAUCUUGGCCUUAGGUCAUAUUUUCGAAGUAUUGAUUGGUUACCUUUCUAGUGGAUCCAAGAUUUUCCGUAGAGCUUCAUAUGGUGUUUUGGCACUCAUUUUGACUCUCAGUUUGUUGUUUUACAUUAAUUACUCAUCUUUGAUCUAUGCUACCCCAUGGACCAAAGAAAGUUGUAAGGCAUCCAAGGCUUUAGGUACUUGGGAUUUCGAUUGUAAUGCAUUCCACAAUGAAUACAUUGAUUACUCAGCUUCUUCUCUGGCUGCUUCUGACUCUCUUGAACCAACUCCUCAACCAAUUGAAAACCAAGAGGAAGGUUCUAGAGUAGAAGAAACCCCACAAGCUGCUCAACCUGAACCUAUUAUUGAAGAACGUUCUACUGUACAGGCUGAAGAAGCGGAUGUUGUUGAACAAGAAGAAAUUCCAGUUGCCCCUCCAGCUGCUGUUGAUGUUGAUUCUGAAACCCCAAUUGUUGAUGAACAAGUGGUUGAACAAGUUCAAUCUGUAGCUGAAGAAGCUACUGAAAAAGUUGAAGAAGUUAUUGAGGAAGAAGUAGAGCCAUUUUAUGUUGCUCCACCAGUGGAAGACAUCGAGCCAACUUUCGUUGAUCAUGUUGCUGAACAAGCUCAGGAAGCUGCUGAACCAGUUGUUGAACAAGCUCAAGAAGCUGCUGAACCAGUCGUUGAACAAGCUCGAGAAGUAGUUGAACAAGUUGCUGAACAAGCCCAAGAAGCCGCUGAACCAGUCGUUGAACAAGCUCAAGAAGUUGUUGAACAAGCCCAAGAAGCUGCUGAACCAGUUGUUGAACAAGCUCAAGAAGUUGUUGAACAAGCCCAAGAAGCUGCUGAACCAGUCGUUGAGCAAGCUCAAGAAGUUGUUGAACAAGCCCAAGAAGCCGCUGAACCAGUUGUUGAACAAGCUCAAGAAGUUGUUGAACCAGUUGUUGAACAAGCUCAAGAAGCUGCUGAAUCAUUCUAUGAUGCAGUUGCCGAACAAGCUGAACCAGUCGUUGAACAAGCUCAACAAAUUGUUGAAGAAGUUACUGAAAAAUCUCAGUAA